GCAGAAAACUCUAUCAACUUAAGGUGGAGGUAGCGUAUUAUACUAUGAAGAUGGAUCUCUACAAUGCAAUGGCUGUCAGGAUUUUUCUUCCUGCCACCUGUGACCCUAGAGUAAGAAUCAGUAGAUGCCCAAGAAGCUAACCCAGUGGAUAAGCUAUAUCUGGGGUAAUCCUGUGGAUCACCAGGGGAGGCCCCAGAAGGAGAGCCGAUCUUCCACGUCAUUUGUGCUAGAAGCACAGAAGAGAGGGUUGGAAUUGUGUGUAGUAUUCAAAUUGAAAUCUGGUCUGAUUUGCAUCAUUAUGGUUGCUCUUACCUAGACUAGUCAUAUCCAGGGCACUAUCAGUACCAGAGCUUUCUACUUAUUCCAACAUCAUACCAAGAACUCUGUUUCACAGUAGCCCCACCCAUGCCAGUUGGUGCUUGAUUAAGAUCAGUGGGCAAUUUUGAACUUUAACUGUGUCCUGUGAUCUUGGAAAAUAGCAAAGGUUUAAAAAAACUCCUCUGAGAAGCAGCCCAGACACGUCACCCCUUCACACUGCGGUGGUCGUUUGGGUCCCAAUGGUGCCAUCAGUCGCCCCUCAGUGCUGCAGCUGCUGCGGCACCAUGGCUGUGCUCGUCGCGCUGCUGCCCUUGUUGGUGGCGGAUGUUUUAGGGAAUGAGUUUAGUAUAUUAAGAUCGCCAGGGUCCGUUGUCUUCCGAAAUGGAAAUUGGCCUAUACCAGGAGAACGAAUCCCAGACGUGGCUGCGUUGUCCAUGGGCUUCUCUGUGAAAGAAGACCUUUCUUGGCCAGGACUCGCGGUGGGUAACUUAUUCCAUCGGCCCAGGGCUACCGUCAUGGUGCUGGUGAAGGGAGUUGACAGGCUGCCUCUCCCUCCAGGUGGUGUCGUCUCCUAUCCUUUGGAGAAUGCAGUUCCUUUUAGUCUUGACAGCGUUGCAAAUUCCAUUCACUCCUUGUUUUCUGAAGAAACUCCUGUAGUUCUGCAGUGGGCUCCCAGUGAGGGAAGAGUAUAUAUGGUGGGGAAGGCAGAUUCAGCUUUUGAAGACCUUUCAGUCACAUUGUGGCAACUGCGUCAUCGCCUGUUUCAAGAAAACUCCGUUCUCAAUUCCCUUCCCCUCAACUCUCUGAGUAGGAACGACGAAGUUGGCCUGCUCUUCCUCUCUGAACUGCAAGUGCUCCAUGACAUUUCAAGUCUGUUGUCUCGUCACAAGCAUCUAGCUAAGGACCAUUCUCCUGAUUUAUAUUCACUGGAGCUGUCGGGUUUAGAUGACAUUGGGAAACAUUAUGGGGAAGACUCCGAACAAUUCAGAGAUGCUUCUAGGAUACUCGUUGAUGCUCUGCAGAAGUUUGCAGAUGACAUGUACACUCUUUAUGGUGGUAAUGCAGUGGUGGAAUUAGUGACUGUCAAAUCGUUUGACACAGCUCUUGUGAGGAAGACAAGGACUGUCCUGGAGACAAAACCAGAGGACACUGCAAGGCCCUAUAACCUUGCAUUCAAGUAUAAUUUUGAGUAUGCAGUGGUUUUCAACAUGAUACUUUGGACAGUGAUUGCGUUGGCCUUGGCUGUGAUUAUCGCCUCUUACAACAUUUGGAAUAUGGAUCCCGGCUAUGACGGCAUCAUUUACAGGAUGACAAACCAGAAGAUUCGAAUGGACUGAGCUUUCCUCGUGCCAGACUUAGACAAGGGGUUUAGACAUCUGCUGUUUUAUUAAAAUAUAUCUUUUAGUGUACUUUAAAAUAGAUAGUACCCUUGAUCUUUUUAAAAAAGCAAAUUUUGUUCUUUAUUUUGUGUGCACCUGUGAUUUUUUUUAGAGUAUCGAUGUGAGUCAAAAUAUGUGAUAUAGACUCCAUAGUAUGCUUGAGUUUUAUGAUAUAGCCAUUUAAUAACAUGAUUUCAUUCCAUUUAGUAAAUUUGGAAAGACGUGCUGAAAAAAAGUAAAUCAGAGUAGCUUGUGUUAUCUAUGUUGGAAAAAUGCACUGAAUUUAUUAGAGAAACUUAUGAAUGCUUAACUUGCUUGUAUAGAACAAAUGAAAAUCCUAUUUGGGCUGGUACAUACUAUGAAUUAUUUGUAAAAAUUAUUUGUAAUUUGAAGUAAAUAUCUCUGAAAUGAGAGAUGUUAUCUUAAAGCAGCCCUAAAGUACUAGAUAUGCUUAUACAGUCACUUAGUUUCGAACUGUCUCUGAUUGGCAGUGUGGCUGUUUUAAAUUCCUGCUGCAAGUGUGGUGAUUGUGUGUCUAGGACAGAUACUCAGAACGCGAUGUGAUUUAGAAGAGGCCGACUCCGUGGCAUGUAGAUGUUUGUAAUUAGAUUCGAAAAACAAGUCUUGGGGACAUCUUGAGGCAUGAAUCUAAAAUCUUUCUCCUUCAGUAACUUUGCCCCUGUGCAGUUACUGUAGUCUGUGGUACAAUUUUAUUCUGUAGAAUAUUGGGUGGAAGGGGAUGAUUUGUACUUUUCUUGUGGAAGUGGACCAAUGUCUUUAAACAGUCACAAAUAAAGUUAA
Molecule: messenger RNA, 2498 nt
Organism: Fukomys damarensis (Damara mole-rat)
Lineage: Eukaryota; Metazoa; Chordata; Mammalia; Rodentia; Bathyergidae
Product: renin receptor-like
Exons: 3
Coding region: 558-1655 (365 amino acids)
Biological process (GO): positive regulation of Wnt signaling pathway
Cellular component (GO): membrane; external side of plasma membrane
Molecular function (GO): signaling receptor activity
Source: RefSeq, a predicted model, not a curated record